GUGUUUGAGCAUGAUGUUCUGAAGAAUAGUUCGAUCACCGAUCGCGUGAGGAACAGCGGGCCGGCUGUGCCUGGGCAGUAUGAAUACCUACCGUCGGACAUCGAGCAGAGAGAACAAGCCGUCCGUCGCGCACCCCUCACCUCACACCAUGUCUGCCAGGAACAUCAACCCUCAGAAAGUCUCCUUGCUAAAGACCAUCCGAAGUCUGAUCAACUGUCUGGUCAACAUCAAGGAUGAAACUGGUCAAUUUCUCAUGACUUUGGAAGACGGGCGGGUCAUUGAUACCAAAGGAUGGAAUGACUGGGAGUGGACCCACGGAAUAGGACUUUAUGGCUUGUUGAAAUUUCAUGAGAUCACCGGAGACGAAGAAGCUCUUCGCAUUGCGCUCUCAUGGUUCAAAGAUCGUUUUGAAAUCGGCACUACAAAGAACGUCAAUACCAUGUCACCUUUACUGACUGCAGCGUAUCUCCACGAAGCCAAAGAAGCCAACUACCUUGCUCAUCUUGAUUCAUGGGCAGAGUGGGUCAUGUAUGACAUGCCCAGGACAGAGGAAGGAGGUUUGCAGCACAUUACGUACCUAGUCGACAACUAUCAACAAUUGUGGGAUGAUACCUUAAUGAUGAGUGUCCUGCCAUUGGCGAAGAUCGGCUUGGUGCUGGAUCGUGCGGAGUACGUGGAGGAAGCAAAACGACAGUUCAUGCUACACAUCAAGUACCUCGCCGAUCCAAGCACUGGCCUUUGGUUCCACGGUUGGACAUUCGACGGUCGUCAUCACUUCGGUCGUGCCCUCUGGGGGAGAGGAAACUGUUGGAUCACGGUGUCCAUACCUGACUUCGUUGAGCUUCUGAAGCUCCCACCGUCCGAUGGUCUCCGUCUAUUCCUCGUCUCCACGCUCAAGGCGCAGAUAGACGCACUGGUACGCCUCCAAGAUCUUGAUACAGGGUUAUGGCAUACAAUCCUAGAUGAUCCAACAUCAUAUCUCGAAGCUUCCGCGACAGCAGGUUUUGCAUACGGAAUCCUGAAGUCCCUCAGACUUCGCCUUAUUCCGAAGGAGGAGCGCUAUGUUACCGCGGCGAAGAAGGCUAUAGACGGAGUUCUGAAGAAUAUAUCCGAAACUGGGGAGCUGCAGCAAGUAUCGUUUGGGACCCCAGUGUUUGACACGAAGGAAGAGUACAAGAAGAUACCGUUGACGAGUAUGCCGUACGGGCAAAGUUUAGCCCUCCUCGCGUUGACCGAGUACCUUAGAACAUUUCUAUAAUUGUUCACAACUUCCAGGCAAGAAUGAAUAGUGGAUUCGAGUGUCUUAAAGCAGCCUAAGACUCGACCAAGUCAAUUGUCCAAGU
Messenger RNA from Somion occarium, 1343 nucleotides. The record is from the annotation of a GenBank genome assembly. Lineage: Eukaryota; Fungi; Basidiomycota; Agaricomycetes; Polyporales; Cerrenaceae.